UUUUAAUUAUUCGUCUAGUAAAUUGUGACGAGUAGUAUAUUGAAAUGGGUUAAUUAGAAAGGGUUUAUUACAUUGAUUUAUGAAUUGUCUAUAUAGGAGUACCAUGAUUUUCCAAUUCCGAGCAGAGCCAUAAUCCUCUCUAGACUAAUGAGUGCCUUUCUCACCUCCCCAAGGGAGACUCUUCUUUUUAUGAAGUACCAUUUCGUCUCCUUCCUCAUCCAUUACAAACAAGGUAGGACUAUAUUACUGUAGUUUCAUUUUUUAAGGUAGAGCUCAUGGAUCGUUCCUCAUUAUAACCUAUGGUUGAACAGUGUUUUGGACCAUAGUUUCCUAGGGGUCAAUGCUUUUUUCCUACUUCAGCUCUACUGCAUUACUGUUCAACUGUCCUGAGAGUGUCACUUUCUCAAGAAAGAGAGAGAGAGUUUCAUUUCAUGACAAAAAAAUGAAAUACAACAACAAGAGAUAGAUUCCUCUAUAGUCUGGCCUCAAAUCAGUGAUCCAUUCAAAGCUCACAAUUAUGGAUCUCACAACCCCAAAAUAUUUUGAAGAUCCAACCUUGUUUGCAUCCCAUCUGGAACCACCAUUAGAGGGAAAAAGUGGAUUCUACAAGAACCCUUUUGCUGAUACAUUCCCAGACCCACUAUGCAAGCUCAAUCUCAAAGAAACAUCUGAGUUUGUCAAGUCAUUCCCAAUGGCAAGCAGUGGCCAAGAAAGAGGCUUUCUUGAUGUUUCAGCUCAGAGGAUGAGAGAGGGGAUGAGUUCAGUCACAAAGAGGCAUGUGGAGGCUCCUUCAACACCUGGUAGACCUAUUUUCAGCUUCAGUGUUGCCAAUCUCUCAAGAAAGACCCAACCUUCAAAGUGGGAUGAUGCAGAGAGGUGGCUUAUCAGUAGUAGUUCUUGUCAGGACUCACCUGCUCAUCACCAUGGCUUGAAGCUACUAGAGUCCUCAAAAAUGGCCAAACAAUGUGAUGGGCACAACAAGCAUGAGGUCAUUGCAGAGAAAUCAAGAGUUACAGAGGAAAAGGUCUCAAAGGUAGUUUCAAGCCUUCAAGGGCCUUUAUCUUUGGACCAUCAUCAUAACUCAGCCAGAGCUUUCAAUGGGGUUUCAGCUUCAGCAGAGGUACUUCUAAAAGAUAAGUUCACAAAUGAGGAAGAACCCAUCGUGCCCAAAUUUAGAUGCUCAGAGCCCAUGAAAGAAGUGUUUCUGUUUGGAAACUCAGCAGACAAGUCCAUGAAAGAUGCAGCCACAGAGGUGGUUCAUGAUAUUAAACACAGAGACAUUGGAACGGAGAUGACUCCUCUCGGCAGCUCCACCACUUCGAGAUGCCACACGCCGAUCAAGAACUCGUCGCCGGCGCGUCACAACACGCCAGCUAACAGGUCAGGCCCGUUGGCCCUGACGAGCUCCAGUAGUAUUAACAACAGUACCAUUGACAUUACAGAGUUGCAAGAGUGCCAUUUAGCUAAGCUACAGCUUGGGACACAAUUCGAUUCCGUCACAACCAAUUGGAGCUCGAGGGAAGAGGAGGAAGAGGACAUAUCAAAGAGCUUGAGACAUUUUGAAAUGAGCAAUGAGUGCAGGAAAAGUGUCUCGGAGUCUAGAACUUGUGCAUGGGAGGAAGAGGAAAGGACUAAGUUCUGCCAAAGGUACCAGAGAGAAGAAGCCAAAAUUCAAGCUUGGGUGAACCUACAAAGUGCUAAAGCAGAAGCUCAAUCAAGAAAGCUUGAGGUAAAAAUCCAGAAGAUGAGAUCAAAUUUGGAAGAGAAACUGAUGAAGAGAAUGGCAGUUGUUCAUAGAAAAGCAGAGGACUGGAGAGCAACGGCGCAACAGCAACACUCUGAGCAGAUUCAAAAGGCUACCGAGCAAGCGCUGAAGAUAAAGAGCCAGCAAAACUCCCAUUUCUCUGUAAACAGGUCUUGCGGUUGCUUCCCUUGUAAUAACCAUCACCACUAGAAAGUAGAAACCUGCUUUGUGUAUCUCAAGUCUUGAGAUGAGUACCAUUUUUUUUUUUUGUUUUUUUUCUCUCAGAAACGAUAUCUUCUAUAAAUCUAAUGAGAAAUUCCUAACCUCAGGUUAA
Messenger RNA from Cornus florida, 2078 nucleotides. RefSeq lists its product as uncharacterized. The coding region runs from base 518 to 1954 and encodes 478 amino acids. Lineage: Eukaryota; Viridiplantae; Streptophyta; Magnoliopsida; Cornales; Cornaceae. The record is from RefSeq and is a predicted model, not a curated record. The transcript is spliced from 5 exons.